AUGCGUCCCAAGCUCCCCUUCAAGAAGCCUCGGAGUCGUGCGAAAGACGGGCCGGCGUUUGUAUUCGUGGAUCAUGCCGACAGCCUUUCGCUGGCGUCUAGCGAUAAGGAUGCCAGGGCUUUGAUCCGGCGGCAAGCAGCGCGCUCAGGAUGCAAGCGUCGUCGGGACGAGUAUGCGAGUCAGGAGCAUAUCGAUCCUCUGCGAGGGCUUGACGCGGUUGCUACAACACACAGCGAAACCUCAGACGAAAGCGACGACACGUGGAGCCGGGGUAUACUGUGUGAGGUGUCGAACCCCAGCCCUCGGCCUCAGCCCUCGUACAAUGGAUACGAUACCCUGCGGGUGAAGUAUAAUUUCGACAUCACCGAUCUCACCAGUUUCACCGACGUAGACCUGGGCCGAAUAGCUUAUCUGUCGCUGCGAGAUCAGCCCACUCGCCUCGUUAGUCUCCUGCAGAAGCGAUCGUCUUCGUUCCUGGCUUUCCUGCCCAGUCGAUACGGCUCUAGGGCUUAUCUGGAUGAUGCUAUGCAUUGUGUUGCUGCAAGGGCUGGCCAGAUGCUCGGCUUUCCGGUUAGGGCUUCGACUCUCUCCAUGCUCUACGUCAAGGCCCUGCGCAGUUUACAACAUGCUAUCCUGGAUCGAACAGAAUGUCUAGGGCCCGAUGUGUACUGCGCGACACGUUUGCUAGCCCUCUACGAGUUGCUUGGCUUGCCAGACGCAAACCACUGGGUCCAUCACAAUCGCGGUGGACUUAAGCUUGUUGAGGUCAGGGGCCCGGAGAAUCAUACAACCAGAUUUGACAGGAUGCUCAUCAAAAGUCAAGGGCCAUCUAUUGUAAUCGACGGCAUGUAUCGAAAAGAAGCGUCAAUGUUCGAAGCCCCAGAAUGGCAGAAGUUCUUUAAACACGCAUCCACCGCGGAAACAGAUACAGAUUUGAGUCUCUGGUGGGAGCUCUUCGGGGCCAUCAGUUUCAUGCCGGGUAUUCUCAAGGACAUGAGGCUUCUCUUCAAAGAUUUCUCAUCUACCCCCGAAUACAAAAAAAGAGCCACAGAGAUUCUUGAACGAACAAGGAAUAUGCACUGCGCUUUACAUGAAGGCCAUACGUGCUAUCACCGCCGUCUCCCACAUCUACCGUCCCUCUUCGACCUCCCCGUCUCCGCCGAGUCUUCGGAUCGCGUGCGACUCCGCGGGUUCUUCCUCUAUGUCAUCAUGUAUAUCAGCCGUGUUCUGGCGACGCUUUCUCCCGACGAAGCUGAGCGGGCGGCCAGCGAAUUCGAGGCUCAAGCAUUUGCCACGCGGACUUUACUCAUCGAAGAGAUGAGUGCGAAGCUUGAUCCGGCUAUGACUUGGCAUCUUGAGCAGCGAAAUGCCCUGCCUUAUUCGAUUCUGCGAACGGGGGAUGAGUGGCUGUCAGAUGGAGAUCCUCGAAUGUCUUGGGAAGAGCUGAAAGCUUUUCUGCAGCAGCGGUGGCUGAGAUGGGAGGAUUCGUGGAGAGACGGAGUCCUGGCAGCAGAGUUGACUGUGAGCGAGGUCUUUGAUUAA
This is a messenger RNA of Aspergillus affinis, 1542 nucleotides long. RefSeq lists its product as uncharacterized. The transcript has 3 exons. Bases 1 to 1542 code for a protein of 513 amino acids. The record is from RefSeq and is a predicted model, not a curated record. Lineage: Eukaryota; Fungi; Ascomycota; Eurotiomycetes; Eurotiales; Aspergillaceae.